Messenger RNA from Teleopsis dalmanni, 1000 nucleotides. RefSeq names its product enhancer of split malpha protein (gene Tom). The transcript has a single exon. Lineage: Eukaryota; Metazoa; Arthropoda; Insecta; Diptera; Diopsidae. The record is from RefSeq and is a predicted model, not a curated record. Gene Ontology annotation, biological process: sensory organ development; Notch signaling pathway. Bases 109 to 594 code for a protein of 161 amino acids.
ACUACAAGUCAAGCAAAGCAGUAACACGCAUAUCAUUCCAGAUACAUUAAAUAAGAAAAGUUUUUGAAGUUUUCGAAACGAAAUAUAAUCGAAAAAUAUAAAGAAAAAAUGUUGUUUAUAACACGCGAAUACAAAUUCCAAAACUCAGUCGCAGUGGACAAAAUAGAUCAACACACGACAGCCAUGCGAAGUCUCAAAAAGCUAAUUAAGCCAUUGUUGCGGAUCAUCAAGAAGAAGCAGUUACUGAAAAAAACUUUAGCCGAAGUACAACAGCAGAAUGCAUACAAUUCUUCACUGGAAGAUAUGCGAAAAGAUCCAGUAGCCGCCAAUGCAAUUAAUGACAAUUUGGCUAACGAGGCGCUGGAGCAGCUCAUCUAUGAUGAAAUACGUCAUUGCGGUGAUAAUGCUGCGGUAAUAGUACAGCAAGGUCAAGAUCAACAUGUUCUACCUGUAGAUCGAAAACAAGAAUUUAUACCGGUUCACUUCGCACGCACCUCAAAUGGUACUUUCUUCUGGACAUCAACGGACAUUCAACGUCAACGGCAACAAGAGCUUGAACUGCGUCAGCACUUAGAUCGUUGGGGGCAGGCUUAGAUUCCGACAUGACGUCUAUAAAAUAUAUUUCUCGCCAGCUUUAAAUGCAAACUUAACAAUUAUAUUCUGUUAAUGAAUAUAUUUUCGAUUAAUUUGCUGAACUACUACUAUUUUAGUGAUAUUAGUGUUUAUAAAUAAUUGAUAUUCAAUUGUUAUUAUCUAGAAAUGUUUGAUUCCUAAAAUUUGUGUCAAAUUUGAAAGAAUUUAUUACAAUUAUUUUUGUACUUUUAAUAUUUUGUGAUUUUAGUACAUAACAAAUUAGAAUUAAGAAAUUAUAUAUAAAUAUCUAUUAUCAUUGUCUUCCUAGGUUAUUAAGUGAUUUAGUUUUAUAUCAUUGUCCUCCAUGUAAAAUAUUUUAUAUUUAAGCUAUUUUUUUAAGAAUUAAUUAAUUAAAAAAAUAAACAAC